Molecule: messenger RNA, 1089 nt
Organism: Colletotrichum fioriniae
Lineage: Eukaryota; Fungi; Ascomycota; Sordariomycetes; Glomerellales; Glomerellaceae
Gene: FBA1
Product: Fructose-bisphosphate aldolase 1
Biological process (GO): gluconeogenesis; glycolytic process
Cellular component (GO): cytosol
Molecular function (GO): zinc ion binding; fructose-bisphosphate aldolase activity
Source: RefSeq, a predicted model, not a curated record
AUGGGUCUCCUGUCAGAGCUCAACAUCAAGCCUGGUGUCGUCUACGGCGAUGACCUCCUGAAGCUCUUCAACUACGCCAAGGCCAAGCAGUUUGCCAUUCCUGCUGCCAACGUCACCUCCUCUUCCACCGCUGUUGCCGCUCUCGAGGCCGCCCGCGAAGCCAAGUCUCCCAUCAUCCUCCAGACUUCCCAGGGUGGUGCCGCCUACUUCGCCGGCAAGGGCAUUCCCAACAGCGCCGACAAGCAGGAGGCUUCCGUCGCCGGUGCCAUUGCUGCCGCUCACUACAUCACCUCUAUCGCCCCCAUCUACGGCGUUCCCGUCGUCCUUCACUCUGACCACUGCGCCAAGAAGCUUCUGCCGUGGCUCGAUGGCAUGAUCUCCGCCGAUGAGGAGGAGUUCAAGCGCUCCGGCCACCCCCUCUUCUCCUCCCACAUGAUCGACCUCUCCGAGGAGGAUGUCGCCUACAACAUCGAGACCACCGCCAAGUACCUCAAGCGCUCUGCUCCCAUGAAGCUGUGGCUCGAGAUGGAGAUUGGUAUCACCGGUGGUGAGGAGGACGGUGUCAACAACGAGGAUGUCGACAACAACUCCCUCUACACCCAGCCCGAGGACAUCUACGCCAUCUACCAGGCCCUGAGCCCCAUCAGCCCCUUCUUCUCCAUCGCUGCCGGUUUCGGUAACGUCCACGGUGUCUACAAGCCCGGCAACGUCAAGCUUCACCCCGAGCUCCUCGGCAAGCACCAGGAGUUUGUCCAGCAGAAGCUGGGCACCGACGACAAGAAGCCCGUCUUCUUCGUUUUCCACGGUGGCUCCGGCUCCGCCGUCGAGGAGUUCCAGAAGGCCAUCUCCUUCGGUGUCGUCAAGGUCAACGUCGACACUGACCUGCAGUGGGCCUACCUCACCGGUAUCCGCGACUACGUCACCAAGAACAUCGACUACCUGAAGACCCAGGUUGGCAACCCCGAGGGUGACGACAAGCCCAACAAGAAGAAGUACGACCCUAGAGUCUGGGUACGUGAGGGCGAGAAGACCAUGAAGGAGCGCGUCAAGCAGGCUCUGUUCGACUUCAACGCCAACGAUGUUUUGUAA